Acipenser ruthenus (sterlet) is the source of this 3798-nucleotide messenger RNA. Its product is annotated as zinc finger protein 184-like. Gene Ontology annotation, biological process: regulation of transcription by RNA polymerase II. The coding region runs from base 17 to 1789 and encodes 590 amino acids. Lineage: Eukaryota; Metazoa; Chordata; Actinopteri; Acipenseriformes; Acipenseridae. The transcript is spliced from 4 exons. The record is from RefSeq and is a predicted model, not a curated record. Gene Ontology annotation, molecular function: DNA-binding transcription factor activity; RNA polymerase II cis-regulatory region sequence-specific DNA binding.
CAGAGAGAGCCAUGCUAUGUCUAAAUCUGAAGCACAGGAGGGGCCAAGGAUAGAAGCAGUUUAUACACUAGAGGAGUCCUUUGACCAGGAGUGGUGUGCAAGUCUAAAACAGGUUACAGAGCUGACAUGUGUUAAAGAUGAAGAGGUCUCUCGACUGGAAUGUGUUACUAUUAAAGAGGAAUUCAUAGAACAGGAAUGUGCCCCCAUCGCAGAGGAAGUUCCUACUGAAAAUAAUGUCUGUACACUUGAGGAGAACAAGAAGCUGGGAUCCAGUCUGUAUGAUGAUUGUCCAUCUGAAUGUGAACUGGGAUUUAGAGAUGGAGAACACGACUCCACUCCAUCACCCCACUGCAAAAACUCUUCUAGUGGCAAACCUCAGAGCAAGAAACACAGAGACAUGACACCCCAAGAAAAUGCAAUUAAAAAAUUGAGAGCGCACAUAGUUAAAAUUCCUUUCUUACAAGAGAGCCAACCACAUACUCUGCAGAGUACAGAGGCUGCACAUUCUGUGUGUGUGAACAACUCUGAAACCCGGGGCAACUUGAAGACCUUGCCUUGUUCUGCUAAAGCUGGGAAGAGUUCCCGUCAAUUAGGAUCUCCUAAAACUCACAAGGGAAAUCGCACAGGAAGGGCUCCAUUUUUCUGUGCUGAUUGUGGGAAGAGUUUCAGUCCAUCACAGAUUAAAAGACACCAGCGUGUUCACACAGGAGAGAAACCGCACCACUGUAAUGAAUGUGAGAAGAGGUUCUCGCGACUAGAACAUCUUAAAAAACACCAGCGAGUUCACACAGAUCCCAAAGAGAGCCAUGCUAUGCCUAAAUCUGAAGCACAGGAGGGGCCAAGGAUAGAAGCAGUUUAUACACUAGAGGAGUCUUUUGACCAGGAGUGGUGUGCAAGUCUAAAGCAGGUUACAGAGCUGACAUGUGUUGAAGAGUUCCCUCGACUGGAAUGUGUUCCUAUUAAAGAGGAAUUCAUAGAACAGGAAUGUGUCCCCAUCACAGAGGAAGUUCCUACUGAAAAUAAUGUCUGUACACUUGAGGAGAACAACAAGCUGGGAUCCAGCCUGUGUGAUUAUUGUCAAGCUGAAUGUGAACUGGGAUUUAAAGUAGAAGGAGAACACGGCUCCACUCCAUCACCCCACUGCAAAACCUCUUCCAGUGGCAAACAGCAGUGCAAGAAACACAGAGACAUGACACACCAAGAAAAUGCAAUAAAAACAUUGAGAACUCACAUAGUUAAAAUUCCUUCUUUACAAGACAGACCAACACUUACUCUGGAGAGUACAGAGGCUGCACAUUCUCUGUGUGUGAACAACUCUGAAACCCGGGGCAACUUGAAGACUUUGACUUGUUCUACUCAAGGUGGGAAGAGUUCCCGUCAAUUAGGAUCUCCUAAAACUCAUAAGGGAAAUCGCACAAGUGGGACUCAAUUUCUCUGUCCUGAUUGUGGGAAAAGUUUCAGUCUACCACAACUUAAAAGACACCAGCGUGUUCACACAGGAGAGAAACCAUACCACUGUAAUGAAUGUGAGAAGAGGUUCUCUCGAUUAGAACAUCUUAAAAAUCACCAACGAGUUCACACAGGAGAGAAACCAUACCACUGUAAUCAUUGUGGGAAGUGCUUUACUGAAUUAAGUACUCUAAAAAAACACGAAAGAAUUCACACUGGAGAGAAACCACACCGCUGUAAUGAAUGUGGCAGGAGUUUCACUUUACCAGGGACCCUUAAAAAACACCAACAAAUUCACACAGGGAAGAAACCCGGAAUGCUGAAUAGUGGUAUACCUUAAAACCAGAACAUUUCCUGUGUGAUUGGAACACCUUUUAGAGUAAAAAAAAUCUUUUAACACACUAGCCUCUCUAAUAUAAAAACAAGUAUAUUCCUUCACAAAGACUCAUCAUAAGUGUUUAUACACAUGCCUACAUUUAAACAGACCAAAGGAUAACAUUCCGGUCAGAUAUCAGAGCUUCAAACAAAACUGACACUUUUAACACAUUCCAAAGAGGGAGACACUGUUUUACACCCUCACUGGUAAGAGAAAGACAUCCCAAGAUGUUUAUCUUGUGGGAGAUGUUGCUGGCCGAUAUCCCAGUGAUUGAGAAGGCAAACGUUAAUUAAGCCAUAAACGUGCCAGGACUAGUUGGGUUUGUUUCAAUCUAGGGGCAGGUCACAAAAUCUAUCUCUAUAUCUCUAUCUCGAGAGAUCCUCUUUAAAAAACAAAACAAUAAUGAUAAUAGAAUGUUUAUAUGAUUGGCUGUCACGUGUCGUCCCAUCUGCUGGUAAUAAAAGCCAUGCAUUUUCCAUAGAGAAGGGUGAAUUUUCACCAUUUCCUGUCUGCGUUACCACAGUAACUGAUGCCUAUAUUUGGAAACUGUUCGCCAACUGGUAAAAACAGUUUAAAACCAGGAACUCAUUGACCUGCUAAAUGUUUUUUCUUAACCGGGAGUAAAAGACUUUUGCAGUGCUACAAAGAUAACACCCAUGGGUAACUACUGUAGUAAAAAAGCUUAACAGAUCGAUCAAUCGGCUGUUUGCACCUCGUUACUGAGUGAUUACCCCUGUACUGUACCUUGCCUAUUUAAUCCCUGUACGCAGUGUCAAGUUUAUUUACAGUUUGAAAAAAAACAGCACUGACUGCAACAGCUAGCAAGCAUGUCUGGAAAGAGAAAAGCGAUGAGCAUCAGCACAAAAAUUCAGUGUACAUAAAAUGUCUCUGUUCGAUGCUGUGCGCUUGCUAAAGCAUGCUUGGAACUGUCAGUCAGCAAACAAUGCAACGUUGUUUAAAAAAGCUGGGGACAAUGUAGGAAUGAACCUGAUUGAUUAUGGACGGGGAAGGGGACAGGAGUGCUCUGUAAAUGUGUGUUUGUAAACUGUUGUUCUUGUUCACAUCUGUUGGCGUUCUCUGUGUGUUUUGGUGCUUGUGGAAAUUAAAGCGUAAAGACUGUGUGUGUGAGUGCGUCACUGAGGGGGGUGGGAGCAGGUCUGACACGACCAGUCAGAGAUACGGGGGUGUUGGACCAAUAAGUGAGGAAGGGGGAGGCACUUGGGGGUGUGUGGAGAUGACAGUGUGAAAGACAAGCGGGAUCUUGCAGCGGGAGAAUUGAGAGAGCUGAGAGGUUGAAUUUGUGAGUGAGAGGAGAGGAAUGAGAGCCAUUGUUCACUAAAAGCUCAAAAAAUAUUUACAGUGGUUUCCUACUGCUUUGAACUGCAACUGUUGACUGUCUCAUUGUAUCCUGGAAACCCCACAGCUCAGCACUGCAAUCCCCAGUAAUGUUGUUGAAACUGACACCCUGGGAUCCUUCAAGAAGCUGAUUGAUGAGAUUCUGGGAUCAAUAAGCUACUAACAACCAAACGAGCAAGAUGGGCUGAAUGGCCUCCUCUCAUUUGUAAACUUUCUUAUGUUCUUAUGUUCUUAAUAUGUAAAUAAAUCCUGUUUGCCUGCGGGGGGCGUAUCAACUUCAACCUCUGUCUCGGUCUCCUGCCUGUCACUCAGCAGUGAAUGCACGCACCCACACUGCAGACGGCUACUCCGUCACAAGCAUUAAUACCCUGUAUCUUUCUAAACAAGGGAUAAAAGCUGAUAAAAGCUGAAUCUCUAAAUAAUAAUAAUAUAGUAUAGUAAUUGUUACAGCUGUGUAUAAUGGUAUUUAAAACAGGAUUCAUUUAUCUGCCUUUUUACAUAUCUGCCCUUACUUUGGUCUCAUCGCAGUCGGAUACGCAACGGAUUGCUGUACUUUAUUACAUUCAUAAGUUUUCAUCUUUUUCAUUAGUAUAAUGAGUGUCUUAAUAAAGAUUUUU